Perca flavescens (yellow perch) is the source of this 3543-nucleotide messenger RNA. RefSeq names its product transcription initiation factor TFIID subunit 4. The record is from RefSeq and is a predicted model, not a curated record. The coding region runs from base 123 to 2921 and encodes 932 amino acids. The transcript has 17 exons. Gene Ontology annotation, cellular component: transcription factor TFIID complex. NCBI's taxonomy places the organism in Eukaryota, Metazoa, Chordata, Actinopteri, Perciformes, Percidae. Gene Ontology annotation, biological process: transcription initiation at RNA polymerase II promoter; DNA-templated transcription. Gene Ontology annotation, molecular function: protein heterodimerization activity; DNA binding; RNA polymerase II general transcription initiation factor activity.
CCUCGGGUGGUGAGGAAAACAACCUUUCUAUCUCUUUCUAUUUCUAUGCUCGAAAACAACUCGGAUCCUCCGCGCAUGCGUACAUUCUAAAAUACGAUUUGCACAACGGUCCGAUAUCAAAGAUGGCGGGAGCCUCCGACCCACUGGAGGACAUGCUCUUCAAUGAGGUGGAUGAGAAAGCAGUUAGCGACUUAGUUGGCUCUCUGGAGUCUCAGCUCGGCGACAGAAAGGCUCCCGCCGCUUCUUAUUCCGACGGGAAACGGGACGCAGCGCCAACGGCCGCCGGGCACUUCUCAGGGAAAGUGCGCGAGCAAGUGGGGUCUGUGGAGCCGCAACAAGGGCAUCCAAAAGCGGCGUUACUGACCCAGGAACCCGGCGCUAACGUUUCUGAGCCGCUCUCCGGGAAAGCCCUCACUUCUUCUACCUCCUCUGUCGCCGCCGGGGCCGUGAUCGCCGCCGGAGCGAGUCUACAAACAGUUGGAGUCGGAGCAUCUCCCGUUAUCUCCCCGGGAACUUUGCCCACUCAGCCCGGCGCAGCUAGCUUCCAACGGACGGCUGUUCUGGGCUCGAGCGUUCUGGCUCCGGGCUCGAGCGUUCUGGCUCCGGGCUCGAGCGUCCUGGCUCCGGGCUCGAGCGUCCUGGCUCCGGGCUCGAGCUCGGCGGAGGCGAUCAGGACCGCUUCUCCCGGAUUACAAAGUUUAAACGGGGGUUCCGGGGCUGUAAAGUUGGGGGCCACCACGGUGAUAAGUACCGCCAGUACCGGGGGAUCCACGAUCAUAUCCCCCAUGGCUUCGCAGCCGAAUAACUUCGCUCCUCAGCCCACAGUGGCGUCUCCCGCCGCCGGUACUCUGCAGAGGAUCCCCGGCCCGGUGAACGGACUGGACCCUAAAGCUGCCCCCUCCCCGGCAGCCUCCAGCUCUCAGGCUGGGAGUGCUGCUGCGGUGACCCUGAAGCCGGCAGUGAACGGCGUGGGCCAGCCGGCCGUGGCGCUGGUCAGGCCGCCGGGCGCCGUGGUGAGGCCGCCGGGCGCCGUGGUUACGGCCAUCCAGCAGCAGAGACCCGGGCUGGUGGGGGGCCCCAACAGAGCCCCCGCCCCCCCCCAGCCACAGAUCGCUGUCAGGCCACAGCAGCAGACCAUCCAGUUACCACCAGGCUUCUCCAUGCCCCCAGGGAUGGUUCUGGUCCGGACGGAGACGGGCCAGCUGGUGAUGGUCCCCCAGCAGGUUCUGGCCCAGGCGCAGGCCAAGACGCAGCAGGCCCAGGCCCAGGCCCAGGCAGCGGCCAACCUCAACCAGAGACCGGCAGCGCCAACAGCCGGGACCGCCAUCCGGGUCAGCACCGCCGCUACGGCUCCUCAGACGGUCCGCCUGGCCGCCCCCGUUCAGACCAGGAUGGUUCAGUCUCCCUCCACCACCGUACAGAAGGCUCUCACGGUGGCGCCGGGCGGAGCCGCGGUGUCGGUAAAGAUGACCCCCCAGAAGGCUCAAACGGUGAUCACCGCUGGGGGGACGCCGGUGGCCAAACCUGCCGGCGUCCCGUCCGCCCCGCUGACCAGCACCACGCCCCCUACCACGCCCACCACGCCCGCCAGAGUCAACAUGGUGUCGCAGGAGAUGCAGGAAAACGUGAAGAAGUGUAAGAACUUUCUGGCCACUCUGAUCAAGCUGGCGUCGCACAACUCUCCUUCCCCGGAUACCUCCAAGAAUGUCAAGGCCCUGGUACAGGACCUGCUGGAUGCAAAGAUUGAGCCGGAGGAGUUCACCACUCGGCUGCAGGCUGAGUUGAAGUCCUCCCCACAGCCCUACCUCAUCCCCUUCCUCAAGAAAAGCCUCCCGACGCUGCGCCAGUCUCUGCUCAGCAACCAGCAGUCUCUGGUGACCCCCAGCACCUCGGCCCCCCACCACCAUCACCACGGCCAUCAGGCCCCGGCUGCCAACUCUCCACUCGCCAACACCAUGGCUGUGAACCGAGCAGGAGUCCAGCCGGUUCAGACCCGUUCUCCAGUCGUCUUCAGUCAGACUCUCAGACCUCAGGGGACACUCGUGAGUCGACCCAUGACGAUAAUCGGCAGAGGUCUGGUGACGCCGGCAGCUACGGCCAAUCAGAGGAAGCUGAGCGACCCGGGGGGCGGGACCUUCAGAGAUGACGAUGACAUCAACGACGUGGCGUCCAUGGCGGGGGUCAACCUCAACGAGGAGAACGCCCGUAUCCUAGCAACCAGCUCUGAGCUGGUGGGGACCAAGAUCCGCUCGUGUAAAGACGAAGCCUUCCUGCCCCCCGGGCUGCUGCACCGCCGCAUCCUGGACACUGCUAGGAAGCUUGGGGUGAGUGAGGUCCCUCUGGACGUGGUGAACCUGGUGUCCCACGCCACCCAGUCCCGCCUGCGAGCGCUGCUGGAGAAAGUCUCCGUCGUGGCCCAGCACCGCUCAGACUCUGGCAAGGAUGAAGAGCAUCACGAGGCCUCGUCAGACGUUCGCUCUCAGCUUCGCUUCUUCGAGCAGUUGGAGCGGAUGGAGAAACAGAGGAAGGAUGACCAGGAGAGAGAGAUCCUGCUGAAAGCUGCCAAGAGUCGAGCUCGGCAGGAGGAUCCUGAACAGGCUCGUCUGAAGCAGAAAGCUAAAGAGAUGCAGCAGCAGGAGCUGGCUCAGAUCAGACAGCGAGACGCCAACCUCACGGCCCUCGCCGCCAUCGGGCCGCGCAAGAAACGCAAGAUGGGCUCACCGGGAGGCGCCGCGCCGGGCAGCGAGGUGGCAUCCGGCUCGGCUGCAGGCUCCCCGGCUGCAGCAGCGUCUGCCUCGUCGUCCCGGCAACAGCUGCGUCAGCGAAUCACACGAGUUAACCUCAGGGACUUCAUCUUCUGUCUGGAGCAGGAACGCUGCACAGCUCGCUCACUCACGCUCUACAAGGCCCUGCUCAAAUGAUGAGGACUGGACUCCUCCUCCUCCUCCUCAGUGUCUCCUAGCCUCCUCAGUGUCUCCUCUCUCCUCAGAGUGUCUCCUUGCCUCCUCAGAGUGUCUCCUCUCUCCUCAGAGUGUCUCCUCCUUCGGUCCCUGCAGCUCCUUUUAACUUUUGUCUUUUUAACAUCUUCAGCUGGUCCCGGAGGCGAGUUUCUGGCUCCGUCUCCACGGCUACGUUUUGAUCUUCUGCUGCUUUUUUGUUAUCGAUCGGCCACGAAUGAGUUUCUAAAUGAAGUUGGUUUCUGAGUGAAAAUGAACUUUAUGAAGCCGGUUCCUCGUAUGAACUCUAGAGGAGUGGAAACAACUAGAAAAUAUUCAUAUUUCAGAAGAUGGAAUCGGAGAAGUUUGACUUGUUUUUAAUCAUUAAUAAUGACUCAAAGUAGUUGGUGAAUAAUGUAAAAGCUGACUGGAUGUGUGUUUGCAGCCCUCAGACCAGAACAUUUAGCUUCUGGACCACGUUCUGAGAGUUGGUAUGCUUCUGAGAGCUGCAAACAUUAAUCCAGUUGUUAACUGUUGACUUAAAGGUGCCCUGCCCCACGUAUUUCCUGACUUUGUGGUGAUGUCUGAAGGUCUACCAUGGACUCUG